Chara braunii is the source of this 2389-nucleotide messenger RNA. NCBI's taxonomy places the organism in Eukaryota, Viridiplantae, Streptophyta, Charophyceae, Charales, Characeae. The record is from the annotation of a GenBank genome assembly.
GUAGGUCAUUGUCCGGGUAGGUCUAAGUGGUGAGGAGUGGGACCUUUGUCGUGCACCUAACACCACGAUGGAUGACUAUCCGAUGUAUGGGUUGCUUGUUGGGUUCUCCCUCUUGGGGACCCUCUUGCGUCUCCUCUUUCCUCUGGGCUUCUGGCCCACUUUCACGUGUAGAGUAGGGACCUGGGGUGGUGCUUCCACCCAGCCUUACAUGAAGGAGGAGGAGGAGAAGAUGGCCGCCAUUCUGAGAGAAAGGAAAGAGAAGAAGGAGGCCAAGAAGAAGGUCUUAAUGGAGGAGCAGGCGACCAAGUUGAAAAAACUCGAAGAGGAGGCGGCCAGGGAGAAGGAGAGAUUGAAGAAGGAAGAAGAGCAGAAGCUGAAGGAGGUGGAAGAGGAAGAGGAAGAAGAUGAAACGCCACUGCAAAGGAAGAGAGGGCCGUACAGUGGCAGUAGAGAUGAGGAGAUGGAGAAACGGAUUUCAGAGUGGGUCGCCAACUUAUCCCUGGGCGAAGAAGAAGAGGUGGCGAUGUAUAUCCCCAAGGAUAACCAGGAAGCCGCUAUGAGAGCGUGGGACGCAGAAGAAAAUCUCCUUAAACGACAGGCGUUGGAGGAUGAGAAAAGGAUGGAGUGGAAGCUGGCAGUGAUGAGGGAUAAGAAGAGGAGAGUAGACGCGGCAGCAGACGCGGCGGAAGAAUUGGAGGAGGUACAAAAGAUAGAAGAGCAAUUAGCCGCCCUGGCUGAGCUUCCAAAGAAAAUGGAGGUCAUAGCCAAAAACGUUGCACGCCUAGUACGAAUUCUGGCAGAGCAAUAUGACUUCAGUGUCAAGGCGGCAGCUCCCAAGGAGGAGGAAGCACGUCCUCGCCGGGAGCCGGUCAAAGUCAAAUUCCCCGAUUCCUACAGUGGAAAAAGGGAAGAGAACUUUGACAACUGGGAGGCCAACGUCAAGACCUAUGUGCAUCUGCAACAGGUCUCCCCAGAUCAGCACGUUCUGAUUGCGAUCCAUGCGUUUAGAGAUGAGGCCGCCAACUUUGCGAGGUCCUUAGUUCGUGCUGCCAACUGCAAUGAUGACGCAAUUGCGUACUCCUCAUUCACUCCCCUUGUCGAUUUCUUGAAGUUGUUGCGCGAGAGAUUUGCUGAUGUCGCCCGCAGCGUUAAAGCCUCAGACAGGCUGCAGACGAUCCACUCUCGCAAGUGGAAGAGUGCCAGGGCACUUAAGGGUUUCAUGGACGAGCUUGUGGCUGUUCCUGACCAUGGGGUCACAGAGACCCAACUGGUCGGCCUCUUUUACUGGGCUAUGCCCGAAGCCUUUCGAGGGCAUUUUUUCGCGAAGAGCGAAGACCCUGCCACCACAUAUGAUUCUCUUAGUCGUGAAGUGGUGGCUUUUGAAGCCAACGUUUGUGUCCACCUUCUGGCACAAGGACUUGGACAAGGGUUUGUCGUAGUUUAUCUGGACGUUAUCUUAGUGUUUAGCAAGACCCUCGAAGAGCAUCAGGGUCAUCUCAGGCAGGUCUUGGAGAAGUUGAGGGAAGCUAACUUCAAGAUCAACGCAAAGAAGUGGGAGUGGGCAAAGACCCAAGUUUUGUAUUUAGGUCAUGUCUUAGACAGAGAUGGCAUCAAGCGCGAAGACAACAAGAUUACAGCGAUUAGAGAUUGGCCGACACCGCGUACGUUGACAGAGUUGUGGUCGUUCUUAGGCCUAGCAAACUACUAUAGGGAGUUUGUGAGGAACUUCUCCACCAUCGCUGCGCCCCUUCGCAGAUUGCUCAGGAAGGAGACCAUCUGGAAGUGGGAUAAGGACUGCACGUCUGCUAUGAAGAAGUUGAAACAGGCGUUGAUAGAAUAUCCAGUCCUUAAGGUAGCCGAUCCGUCCUUGCCCUUUGUCGUCACUAGGGACGCUAGUCAGUACGGCAUAGGUGUUGUGUUGCACCAAGAUAAUGGCCAUGGUUAUAGGCCCGUAGAGUUUAUGUCCGUUAGAAUGCCUUCAGAGAAGGUCGUGACAUCUACCUAUGAGAGGGAACUCUACGCUCUCAGGCAAGCCUUAGAACAUUGGAAGCACUACUUGCUUGGGAGACACUUCAAAGUCUAUUCCGAUCAUGAGACGUUGAGAUGGUUAAAGACGCAGGCCAAGAUGACACCUAAGCUUACUAGGUGGGCCGCAGAGAUAGAUCAAUAUGACUUUGCGCUCAAGCCAGUCAAGGGAAAGUAUAACGUAGUUGCGGAUGCUCUGAGUAGGAGAGCUGAUUACUUUGGGGCAAUCGUGCAUUACCUAGACAUAGGGAAGGACCUGGAGCAGAAAAUUAGAGAAACCUAUGCGUAGGACCCUAUCUAUAGUGACCUCCUCAAGAGGGUCAAGGAGGCCCCAAAGACUGAGCCGAACUACUGCACUACUGAA